CCCCCAUAAUAAAUGGCCUCACUCUGCUCCGUUUGGACCCCUCCUUUGGCCUCUCUCACUUCAUUAAACUUCCUCCUUUGCUCUCUGAUUCGAUCUUCCUUCUCUUAUAUCAAAGUACAAUUCAUUUGAAACCAACAUAUAAAACAAAGGGGUGGAUAUAUCUAUAUUUAUAUCAAUAUUUAUCACAUUGGAUUCCAAAGAUCGCCAGAGCAUUUGGACAUUUUUGUUAGAAUGCGCCAGCUUUAUCUCAGGAGCAGGAGCCUGAAGCGCCUGUUCUCUGUCUCCAUCGGCCGGAGAGCCAAGGGAGAAGAAGAGGAAGAAGAAGCAGAGGUUAAGGAAGAGACUGUAAUCAGUCAGCCUCCUCAAAAACCCAGUUGGAGAUGCUUCUCUUUUGAAGAGAUACACCAGGCAACCAAUGGCUUUCACCGAGAUAAUUUGGUUGGAAGAGGAGGGUAUGCUGAGGUUUAUAAAGGAGUUUUAGGAGAUGGGCAGACAAUUGCAGUGAAGAAAUUGACUAGUGCUUCAACUGAUGAGCAAAGGGAGAAGGAGUUCUUGACUGAGCUUGGGACUGUUGGCCAUGUCAAGCAUCCAAAUGUCUCAGCUCUCCUUGGUUGUUGCAUUGACAAAGACCUUCAUUUGGUCUUUGAGUUCUCUUCCCUUGGCUCUGUCUCCUCUAAUCUACAUGAUGAGAAUUCACCACCAAUGGCUUGGAAACUGAGGCAUAAGAUUGCAGUCGGAACCGCAAGGGGACUGCAUUAUUUGCACAAAGGAUGCCAGAGAAGAAUCAUUCAUAGGGACAUCAAGGCUUCCAACAUACUUCUCACUAACAAUUUUGAGCCCCAGAUAUCGGAUUUUGGGCUUGCUAGAUGGCUACCUUCAGAGUGGACUCAUCGUGCCAUCGCGCCUAUAGAAGGCACAUUCGGGUGUUUGGCACCAGAGUAUUUCAUGCAUGGGAUCGUCGAUGAGAAGACUGAUGUGUUUGCAUUUGGUGUCUUCCUCCUGGAGCUCAUCUCAGGGAAGAAACCAGUUGAUGGUUAUCACAAGAGCUUGCUUAGUUGGGCUAAGCCCUAUUUGAAUGAUGGCACAAUACACAUGCUAGUGGAUCCAAGACUAGGAGAAGAUUAUGAUGGUGGGCAACUGAAGAGGCUCACCUUCAUUGCUUCUCUCUGUAUCAGAGCAACUGCAACAUGGAGGCCUUUAAUGUCUGAGGUAUUGGAUCUAAUUGAAGAUGGUGAGAUGUUGCCUGACAGCUGGAAGAUGCCGGAGGAGGAGGAGGAGGAGGAAGAGUUCUGGGGCUUUGAUGAUCUCGAUGAGUACGAUAGCGACAAUCUCGAUGAGUGUGAUACGCCCUCAUCAUCAUUUUCUUCAACGUAGAGCCCCUAACCAUAUGAUAUGUCUUAUAUAGUUUACGCUUGUUAAUAACGUGCAGGAGUGGGUUGAGUUGGUACCUUAAUCCUUGUUAUGAGGGAGAGGGGAUGAUGUACAGAUGUAUUUUGUAGCAAAAGUGGAAUUUGUAGCGUCUUGAUUUUCUUGUAUUAUUAAACUGUGGCAGUUUGAGAUAGUUCCAAGUGAAUUUUGUAUGGAAAGAUGAAGGAUUAGUUGAGCUAAGGAAAUCACUAUUGGAGUA
Asparagus officinalis (garden asparagus) is the source of this 1627-nucleotide messenger RNA. Its product is annotated as probable receptor-like serine/threonine-protein kinase At5g57670. Lineage: Eukaryota; Viridiplantae; Streptophyta; Magnoliopsida; Asparagales; Asparagaceae. The coding region runs from base 232 to 1374 and encodes 380 amino acids. Gene Ontology annotation, biological process: protein phosphorylation. The record is from RefSeq and is a predicted model, not a curated record. The transcript is spliced from 7 exons. Gene Ontology annotation, molecular function: ATP binding; protein kinase activity.